AUUGAUAAACCUGGGCUUCCUCGUAAAUAACCCACAUAUCAGUAACCCACAUAUUAGUCAUACUUUUCUCACAAACACACUCAAAAAAAACUUCAACCAUGGCAAAUGAGCAGCUAAUAUUACUUGAUUUCUGGGCAAGCAUGUUUUGUAUGAGACCCAAAAUAGCAUUAGCUGAGAAAAAUGUCACUGAUUAUGAUUGCAGAGUGGAAGAUCUUAUGGGUGACAAAAAAAGCUCAUUGUUGCUAGAAAUGAACCCUAUUCACAAAUUAAUCCCCGUUCUAAUCCACCAUGGAAAACCCAUUUGUGAGUCAUUGAUAAUUGUGGAGUACAUUGAUGAAGUUUGGAAAGGGGAAAUUCCCUUAUUGCCCUCUGAUCCUUACCAGAAAUCUCAGUCUAAAUUUUGGGCUGACUUGGUUGACAAAAAGUUUUAUCCAGCAAGUAAAACAUUGUGGAGAACAAAGGAAAGCACCGAAAGAGAGACAGCUAAAUCAGAGUUCAUUGAAAGUCUGAAGUUGUUAGAGGAAGAACUUGGAGAUAAAUGCUACUUCGGAGGUGAUAACUUUGGGUUCGUGGACAUCGCUCUUAUUCCAUUUUACUCCUGGUUUGAUACAUAUGAAAGUUGUGGCGAUUUCAGUAUUGAGGCAGAGUGUCCUAAGAUUAUUGCUUGGGCGAAACGUUGUGAACAAAGAGAUGCUGUAAAGAAAUCUCUUCCUGAAAUGCACAAAGUUUCUGAACUGAUCUUGGGGGCAAGGAAACAACAUUUGGGAAUCGAGUAACUGGAAGUGCUGAACUUUGUAAGAAAUUUACAUUCUUACUUAAGAGGCAGCUUUGUUUUAUGUACUAAAAAAUCAUGAAUGUAGUUAUCAACAAGACCAUGUAAUACAAUCUAUAAUUCUAUAUAUGAAUAAACAUCUUUGUUUUCAGCAUUUCGCUUGCCUGGAAUAGAGUAAUUGAGUAAAAUCCCAAUUAUGAAUUAACAUACUGUACUAAUAAAAAAAAAAAA
Molecule: messenger RNA, 1003 nt
Organism: Chenopodium quinoa (quinoa)
Lineage: Eukaryota; Viridiplantae; Streptophyta; Magnoliopsida; Caryophyllales; Amaranthaceae
Product: glutathione S-transferase U25-like
Exons: 2
Coding region: 99-776 (225 amino acids)
Biological process (GO): glutathione metabolic process
Cellular component (GO): cytoplasm
Molecular function (GO): glutathione transferase activity
Source: RefSeq, a predicted model, not a curated record